Messenger RNA from Acromyrmex echinatior (Panamanian leafcutter ant), 7846 nucleotides. It is a transcript of the gene BRWD3, whose product is annotated as bromodomain and WD repeat-containing protein. Gene Ontology annotation, cellular component: nucleus. Gene Ontology annotation, molecular function: protein binding. Lineage: Eukaryota; Metazoa; Arthropoda; Insecta; Hymenoptera; Formicidae. Gene Ontology annotation, biological process: cytoskeleton organization; regulation of transcription by RNA polymerase II; regulation of cell shape. The record is from RefSeq and is a predicted model, not a curated record.
CGGUGGUUAUCGCGGCGCUAGAAGCCGUAAGCCCAAUGUUACCGUCGUCAUCCGUAAGUGAAUAGGAAAUCGAUCGGAUCGGCCGUGAUGGAGGGCAGCGUGUCCAGAAUCGAGUCCGGAAUUGCACCAGAGCUGUACUUCCUGAUCGUUAAGUUUCUCGAAUCGGGCAUCUGUCCGGAGGCCGCGACGAUACUGAAGCGGGAACUAGAGCGUACUGAGGUAUUACCGGCGCGUAUCGAUUGGGAGGGCAACGUGCAUAGUCAGUCGUUUGAGGAGUUGGAAAAGAAAUAUCCUCACAUUGGAUCAACUUACUUGUUGCAAAUAUGUGCCAGAAUCGGACCAGUGUUGGAAAAAGAAGUGCCACCAUGCGUUCAUGGAGUGAUAUCACUUCUGGGAGCAGGCAGACAAUCCUUGCUGCGUACCCACGAAGAUUCUACGCGCCAUACAUACAACAUUUUCGAUUAUUCCGGAAGAUUCGGUGGAAAACCUUUUCUAGAAUUGGCCGGUAGCUUAUCAGUGCCUAAUAUAGUACGUGUACUUCAGGGACGUGAAAAUUCUGGCCCUUUGAGUCGGACACAAGCUAUACCAACAAGGUUUUACAGCAAAAUGAAGUUGUAUCGGCAUACGUUGGGCCAUUUAUCUGCGGUGUACUGUGUGCUGUUUGAUCGCACUGGUACAUACAUCAUAACGGGAGCGGAUGAUUUACUUGUCAAAGUUUGGAGUUCCAUCGAUGGACGUUUGCUCGCCACUUUCCGAGGCGCGUCCGCGGAAAUUAUGGACAUUGCAGUGAAUUUCGAUAAUACUUUGUUAGCAGCGGGAAGUUUAGAUCGAAUAAUACGGGUCUGGUGUUUCCAAUCAAUGUCACCUGUGGCAGUUUUAACCGGGCAUUCAGGCAUGAUUACGUCCAUUAAUUUUUGUCCAAUAGUAUGUAAUGAUGUUUAUUAUUUAGUUUCUACUAGUACUGACGGAUCCGUAGCCUUUUGGUCUCAUACAAAGAAAUCGAAUGAAAGAGCAGUAUUUCAUACAAAGCCCAUUCAAUACCACGAAAAAAUGAGGCCCGGUCAAGCACAAAUGAUUUGUGCCUCCUUCAGUCCCGGGGGUGCAUUUAUGGCAGCUGGCUCCGCAGAUCAUAAUGUAAGAGUUUACGCAAUGUUAGGGGACGAAGGACCACGCAGAGUCCUCGAGAUCGAGGCGCAUUCUGACACAGUUGAUAGUAUUCAAUGGGCGCAUAGCGGCUUAAAAUUUAUUUCUGGUUCUAAAGAUGGUACUGCAAAUGUAUGGCAUUUCGAGCAACAGCAAUGGGUACAUAAACAGCUGCUCAUGACAGCAAAGCUCCCUGGAGAACCAGAAAUGGAAGAUGAUACAAACAAAAAGGCGAGAGUAACCAUGGUUUGUUGGGACGUGAGCGAUGAAUUUGUUAUAACGGCAGUGAAUGAUUACACGUUGAAGGUGUGGGGUGCAAAGUCGGGUGAACUGAUGAAGGUUUUGCGGGGACAUAAAGACGAGGUUUUCGUAUUGGAAUCGCAUCCAAUAGAUCCUCGAAUGAUUCUUAGUGCUGGUCACGACGGACAACUUAUUAUUUGGGACGUAUUAAAUACGGAACCGAUGGUGUGUUUCCAAAAUUUUGUUGAAGGACAGGGCAAUUGUGCCAUUUUUGAUGCAAAAUGGUCUCCUGAUGGCACAAAGCUCGCCGCAACAGAUUCUAAUGGACAUCUUUUGAUGUAUGGAUUUGGAUGUGGAGUAGAGAAACUAAAAAUCGUACCAAAAGAAUUAUUUUUUCAUACGGAUUAUCGACCUUUGAUAAGAGAUGGAAAUAAUUAUGUUCUUGAUGAGCAAACACAAACGGCGCCGCAUUUAAUGCCGCCACCAUUUUUGGUAGAUGUAGAUGGGAAUCCAUAUCCGCCAGCAUUGCAGCGAUUAGUACCAGGAAGAGAAAAUUGUAGAGGCGAGCAAUUGGUACCAAAUAUUGCAGUUGGUGCCGGCGGCAUGCAAGAAGUUAUAGAAGGUCUUCCAGAACAAGAGCCAAGAUCGAACAUUGAUCGAUUGAUUGAGGCUCUUGCUCAGAGACAAAAUAUCAAUGUGGAUGGAGAAGCUGCCGGUGCUGGUGAUGAUAGAGAGAAUAACAUCGCGGAACAACCAAUCCGUCAAAUAGCAAGUCCUCGCGGUAGUAGAGCUGGUUUGAGGAGAGAGGGUAAUGUUGAAGGUGUUCGGCAAAGCAGUGGUAAUUGGCAAAGAGAUAAUACUACUCCAUGGAACAAGCCUAUGCUCGCGCGUCCCAUGAAUCCAGCUGUAAAAGAGACUCAGUUUAAAAUGAUUCAAGCAAUGGCUGAUAUGGAAUUAGAUAGUUGGCGGCGAGAAAUGCGACGGCGACCACAGCCUACCUCGAGCACUGCCACUAAUCAAGGCAAUAUAGGAAAUAAACUUUUAAAUCGCAAACGUAAUAGAACUAGGCACGGUUAUAGAACUAGAGCAACGCGCGAUGAAGAAGAUGACGAUGAAUAUGAGAAUCUUGAUAACGCUGGCACAUCAGCGAGUUCAGCCAGUAGCAAUAGCAACGAUUCCACCGCUCACGAGGAGGAUAUGUGUUCCGAUAGCACUACAGAAUCCAGUACUGAAUAUUCUGAUUGGAUUGCGGAUCACGGACUGAAUUUGGAGCCUCCCAAACGCAGUAAACGGAAACCUGUGAAAAAGCGAUCUGUUACACCCCCAAGUGAGACGGACAGAAGACGCAGUAGGCGUCCUAAGAAAAAACAGGGAAUACAAAUAGCUAAUGGUAUUCGUGAAGUUCCUGAAAUUUAUCGACCUUCAGAAUGGCUUACCGAAGUAAUACCGAGGAAAGCUCCUUAUUAUCCGCAGAUGGGCGACGAAAUAGUAUAUUUCAGACAAGGUCAUAAAUUCUAUUUAGAUGCAAUUAGGAAUAAAAAGAUUUAUGAGCUUAGUCCGCGGUGCGAGCCAUGGACCAAGAUAAAUAUUAGAGCACAAGAGUUUGUAAAAGUAGUGGGUAUUAAAUAUGAAAUACGACCGCCUCGUUUGUGCUGUUUGAAAUUAGCAUUGAUGGAUGAGGACGGUCGACUUAGUGGACAGAAUUUUACUAUCAAGUACCACGAUAUGGCCGAUGUGUUAGAUUUCCUCGUGUUGCGUCAAACCUUCGAUAUGGCGUUGGCACGAAGUUGGUCUGAGGGAGAUAAAUUUCGUUGUAUGAUCGACGAUGGUUGGUGGAUGGGACAGAUUGUUGGAAUGGAGCCAUUAGAUGAAGAAUUUUCAGAAUCAUUAUUUAUGUGCUUCCGCGUCAGAUGGGACAAUGGGGAAUAUGAACGAAUGAGUCCUUGGGAUCUUGAGCCUGUUGAUGAAGAUAUUCGUUUAGGAGUCCCCGUAGAAAUUGGUGGUGCUGUUCCCGUCUUACCGGAAGAAAGACAAGCGAUACUAUAUCAACCUCACGCGGAGGAAUGGCCGAUGGGUGACAGAGAAGCGACAUGUCGCCGAAUUAUCCGAGGCUUGGAUCAAGUAAUGAGUCUUGCAAUUGCAGAACCAUUCGUGGUACCAGUGGAUCUCAGUCUUUAUCCAACUUACGCUUAUAUUGUUGAAUAUCCAAUCGAUUUGUCGACUAUAAAGGCUCGUUUUGAAAAUCAUUUCUACAGAAGAGUUACGUCAGCACAAUUUGAUGUUAGAUAUUUAGCAACGAACGCUGAACAAUUCAACGAACCACACAGUCAUAUAGUGAAAAAGGCAAGAAUAGUCACUGACUUGUGUCUGCGUAUAAUAAAAGAAACUACUGAUGUGGAUGUCCCGGCAGUGUACCAUCAAUUAAAUGAUACAUACCACUCCUCCGAGUCGGAAGAAGUAGACGUUGAGAGACCCUCAACCAGUAAAGUAAGGUCUAAAAGAAAAUGUUCACUUUUGCAAGAGAUUUCAAAAGACUGGAAGCUGGCUAGUCGCUAUUUGUUGGAGACCCUGUGGCAGUGCGAAGAUUCAAUACCUUUUAGAGAACCGGUAGACACAUUAGAACAUCCAGAGUAUCAUCAAAUAAUAGAUACACCGAUGGACUUGCGUACCGUUAAAGAAGAUUUAUUAGGCGGCAAUUACGAGACGCCAGCGGAAUUUGCGAAGGAUAUGAGAUUGAUAUUUUCGAAUAGUAGGAAUUAUAAUACCAACAAACGUUCCAAGAUAUAUUCGAUGACAAUAAGACUUUCGGCCAUGUUUGAGGAGCAUAUGCGUAGGAUACUUACAAGUUGGAAAUCAGCACAUAAACUAUCUGAAACUAAGAAAACGAAACCAAAAGGAAAGAAGAAGCAAAAGAAGAAGAAAAAGAAAACAAAUUUAAGUAAUGGAACUGGACCUUCCAAAUCAAAAUCUACUCUUAGCGAUGAGGACGAUAUAGACAGUGACGAUUACGACGACGAGGAGUUGGGUAAAGAGCAGAAAAAGAAAAAUUUUGACAUAUCUGCACCUGGGCCAUCACGUAUGACAAACGGUCACACGAAACGGUCUAAUUCCGGGCCGUCUCGGCCAAGGCUGAAAUUGCGAAUCUGCCGAUCAACCGUGUCGAAAAAGUUGAAGGAUAGUGAUAGUGACAUUAGUGACUCUGAAGUAACAACAGACACUGAUAGCAGUAAUAGUGCCCCAGUCCGAAGAACUAGAGCAAGAACAGCAAUACCCAGUGUUAGUGUUGAUACCGAUUCUGGAGACGAUUACACGCCUGGCGGUCGUAGCAAGCAGGUUCGCAAAAAUCGCGGCAAAAAUAUUAAGAAUGGUAAGCAAUCCAAAUCUAAAGUGAAAUUGAAUGUUGUUGCAAACGAUGACGACGACGAUGACGACGAGGAAUACGUUGCGGAGAGCAAGAUAAUCGAAGACAACGAAGAUGAACUUGCGCUGGAAUUUUCAGAAGAGAGCGAAGAGGAAAAGAUCAUCAAAAGAGAUACUAGGUCACGAAAGUUAGUGUCUGAGAAUGUGCAGAACGUCCAAAAAUAUACUGCUAAUAAUGGGAAAAAUGAUAAUAGCGACAGCGAGAGCGAAGAUGACAAUGAUGAAGAACAAGAGGAACCAGAAGAGGAGGAAGAAGAAGAAGAGGAAGAAGAGCAGCCACAAUUACAACGUAAGACUAAUAGUCAAGACUCAGAGGACAGUGAUUAUUCUGACAAAAAAUACAGAUCGUCGCGUUCGAGCCGUCGAAAGCCGCGCAGUUCUAUGGAAUCAGAGGACACGAGGCAACAUUAUGGCAGCAGCAGACGAUCCUCAGCUCGGAAACGUCCUUAUUACAAUGAGGAUAGCGACGACAGUACCAUGAUGCCGGUAAGAAAUCGGCGUAAGAUCAAGCGUCGCUCGUAUGCUGAGGAUAGCGAUGAGAGCAUGCCAGAGCCUGGCAUUAGUAUAAGUAGUCGAGGUCGUAUACGUAAAAUGACACCGCGCGCCCGCGCUUACCUUUUAGAAUCGCCCUAACGGCAUCUCUAGAUAAAAAUGACAUUAAAAGAUUAAUAAGGAUUUUAAAGACUGUAGUGUGUGCUGCGUAUUGAAAACUCAGAUCAUUAUCGCUCGAAGAAAUUGUCCAAAGAUGGAAUUUUUAAUCGUUCUUCUUGAUCUUGAGGUUGUCUCGACGCUUGCUCCGUCGGCGCUUUUCCAUAAAGUAUGGAAAUGCAAUGCAACAUGAAUCUCCGACAGAGACACUCUGAUGUAGUCUUAGGAGAUAACGCAGUGGAAAUUGGAGCGAGAUACUUUAUUUAUAGUUUUUUCUCCUACGCUCUUGAUUAAGAUUACCUGUAUAAAAUAUUACAAUUGUCAUAGAGCGAACCGUAUCGGACGCUUCUGCGUAAGUACUUCUAUUUUUAUGAAAUAGCUUGAAGAAAGUGUUCUUUUCUUUUUAUAUUGACCUGUACUGUCGAUUUGGACAAUGCAUUGGCUCUAUGGUACAAACAGUGUGAACAAAUACAUGAUAUUUUGAUCACUCUACCGUUUUAUUUGCAGGUUCAACCAAAUUAAAUAACGAUAGGCAAAUCUAUAUAAAGUUCCAUUUAUUCUAAAAAAGAUUAUAUCGAAAAUUCUAUGUAUAAUCGUGUUGUUGUACAGGUAUAAUGAUUAUCUUGUUAAUCAUCUUGAAAGUGUAGAAACAGUACAGUCUUCGCGAAAAAAUGUAAGUCUAUGCUUAUAUCGAUUGCUUCCAUCGAUUUCAAAAGUUUAGUUGACAAAUGAAAUUUUAAUGCUAUGACUAGAAAAAGGAAAAUCGUGUUAUUUUAUAAAACAGUUUUCAGUCUCAUUAAAGCAACAAAGGUUGAACAAUGCACUUAUGAAAUUUAUCAAGUUAUCGUUUUAAUAGUUCUUCAUAUUAUCAUUGUAAUAGUUAUUCAUUGAGAGUUGAGCUCAAAGGACUCUUAUUUCUUCACUGCAGUGAUAUUGAACAGAAAAAAAAUUUUUCGAUUCAUGAAUAAAUUAAAUAAAUAGCUAACUAUAGAUCUUUAUAAUUAAAAAUAGCUAUAAAUAGCUAUACAAUCAUUUGUUCCAUCAUUUUCGUUGGAAGUAUAGAACAUUCGAGAAGAGAAAAAACCUUUAAAAGCCUUUUUAAUUAUACUUUAUAUAUUUUUAAUAAUUUUGAUUUUUGUUCAAUAAAAUUUUGAUGUAACAAUUCAAGAUUUCUCUUGAUGUAAUUUAAAAGAACUGCAAUGAGACAAUUAAGAGUGUGCAAAUUUCUAAACAUGUUUUGAAGAACAUGAAUUAGUAUUUAUUUUAUCUACGAACAAUUUUCAAGAAAAAAACGUAAUAUAAUUAAACGUGAAUUUUUUACCCGAGAAAAAGUUCUAUAUACUUUGUUAUACACAAUGGUUACCUCCUUAGACAGCGGACUUAUAAUUUGCAUUUUUAAGUUAUAUUAAAUAACGUGACAUGUGCGAUAGCGACAACGAUUUGUUGUUAGCAUACGAAAAGAAUUGAUUUUAUUUCCUUGAAUGUGAUGAACAAUAUUUGGGAGUACAACAAGGCAUCUUUAUUAUUUUCUACUCUUCUUUUUUUCCUUUUUCUUCCUCCUUUUCUCUUUGCGAAUCCUGCCAGCGCUAUUUUUGCUUCUCACUUAAGUUUAUCGCACAUCAUGUGUAGAAAAGUGAGUCCGCGUGCGUGUAAAUAUAUUGUAUCCAUUCGAGAAUAAUUUUUAUUUCUUCUUAAUAUUGAUGUUGCAUAAGACGAAUUGUGUAUAUUAUGAUCUGUAGUUUGCGCGUGAAAUAACGAUUUUUUACAUAGAAUUUAUACAUCUGUUACGGAUUUAAGAAAGUCAUGCAAUUUUAGAAUUUUUCACGAAGGCAAAUAGAGAUGUUUUUCAGAUUUAUAUGACGCGAAUUUGAAUGGAUCACGCAUUACACGUAGUUGUAUAAAUGAUGAUACAGAAGACAGUUGUGUCGCCAACAGCUAACAUCGUUUAUCAGGACACAUGCACAAACAUCAGAAGUCUUGACUGUCUCGAGCCAUUGUGAUAUUAGUUUAAGAAUAUUAAAUAUAUGAUAAUGUAAAUUAUCAAUAAUUAGGAUUAUAAUGAAUAUUUUUUUAAUGACCUACAUAAGAGUCAUAUCACAUGUAGAUUCAAUAAUGCAUCUAGCCUUGGAUUAAUAUUAAUUUAACGAUGUUAACUUUGGUCUCACUCUUAAUAAUACAAUAACUGAUAUAUACUUCACGUGAUGAACAUCCAGGAAUAUAAUUUCAUGUAUAUAUACUCCGUCAAAGAUGCAGAACGUACACAGGACUUAAUAUAAAGUAACUAUGUUUUAUGUACAGUUUGACACUUAUCCUGUUGUGAAAUCAGCGUGCUCUAUUAUAUACAAUACGGUUUUUUGAAACCCACCGCCACCAAUAAAAAGAUUAAAUUAUUUUA